CUUCUUCAUGUCCUAGACCUCCCUUGUCGUUGCCUCGAGAUCGUGAAUAUUUACGUCAUCAGAUUGAACGAAAUCGUGUGUCAAGACAUAGUUUGGAAGAAUUAGAGGCUCUCCGUACAAGGCUGGCUGAAAUAGAAACCCGACAAAGAUCACAAGAAGAGUCCCCCCGACAUGUCUCGACAUCGGGUAAUGUUAUCGUUGAAGCUGAUUCGCCCUUGGCUCCCGAACUUACUAUAGAGGCACUCCCCACUAAGAUAAAAAUUCCACAAAUUGGCAUGUAUGAUGGAACUUCAGAUCCUGAUGCACAUUUGGGUCAUUAUACGUCUUGGAUGGAUUUGCAUGGCGCGUCUGACGCUUUGAGAUGUCGGAUGUUUUCACUCACACUGGGGCCGCCCUACGCCCGAGAAGCACAAAACGCCGGGAAGCAAGUCAUGAACGUUGAUCUUCGAGAUACCAUUAAUAAACGGAAUUGUCCCAUCACUUUCAACAUCGAAGAUGCCAAUUUGUUCGCUCACCCACGUUCUGAUGCUCUCAUUAUCACUGCUCCAAUUAGAGGAAUUCCUCUUCACCGAAUUAUGGUUGACACCGGAGCUUAUUCAAGUAUUUUGAUGUUUCGUACUUUCAAGAAAAUAGGCUUGGAUCCCGCUGAUAUUAGGCCUUGCAAUGAUCAGAUUCAGGGCUUCAAUGGAAGCAUUUCUUGUCCCCUCGGUGAAAUCUUACUCCCUUUUCGAUUUGGGGGCUUUGGACCAAAAUCUAAGAUCAUUAUGGAAACUUUCAAAGUUAUGGAUAUUCAAAAUGAAUACAAUGCUGUCGUAAGACGUACUGCUCUUUAUAAACUUCGCGCUGCUGUGUCGAUUUUUCAUUAUGCAUUGAAAUUUUCCACCCUCGAAGGAGAAGGUACUCACUACGGAGAUCAACAAGAAGCGCGAAACUUGACAUUGAUUCUGACUUCACGCGAUGUUCAAGCAUAUGAGGCACAUGAAACUACUGACCCUGCUCAAAAUGAUCUGAUAAACUCC
Messenger RNA from Striga hermonthica, 1019 nucleotides. The record is from the annotation of a GenBank genome assembly. Lineage: Eukaryota; Viridiplantae; Streptophyta; Magnoliopsida; Lamiales; Orobanchaceae.